Messenger RNA from Clunio marinus, 360 nucleotides. NCBI's taxonomy places the organism in Eukaryota, Metazoa, Arthropoda, Insecta, Diptera, Chironomidae. The record is from the annotation of a GenBank genome assembly.
AUGAAAAAUAAUCCAAAAGUUUUUAAGUUGUCCAUUUUUUGUUGUGUUCCAAAAUAUUUUCGAGUAAAUCCACAAAUCUGUAUAAAUAUAAUUAAAAUUCACUUCAUUUGUUUAUUUCAUCUUUUUGAGCUCAAAUUUGUUGUAAACACUUCUCAAUUAAUAUCAUCCAGCAAAAUGUUUUUGCUUCCGAUCUCACCGAGAUGUGGAACACGAAUGAAAAUGAUUUCAAAGUCCGCUUUGUUUACUGAGAAGAAUGCUGUUGUAAGGUUUUUCGAGAGAGAAAGCCGGCAACUGGAUUUAUUUCGUUACAACACUGGAUUGCCACAUGAUAUCGUUAACGAAAUCCUUCUACAUGAAUAG